This is a messenger RNA of Schistosoma spindalis, 252 nucleotides long. The record is from the annotation of a GenBank genome assembly. Lineage: Eukaryota; Metazoa; Platyhelminthes; Trematoda; Strigeidida; Schistosomatidae.
AUGCAUUAUCAUCAUCAUUGUCUAGUAACGUUUAUUAGUACAAUUGUAUGGUUGACAUUUGUACAUGAUGUAACAGGUUCUGGUUCAUUCGAAGAGGAAACUAAAACAGAACGUACUAAUGAUGCACGUAUGCCCACUACAACGCCUGAGAGUUCAGCGAACUCCUUGAAACUAUCUUGGAUAACCGUUUCAUCAAUCUCCGUGAUAGUGAUUGGACUGAUCAAUGGUCAUUUAAGAAGAUUCAUCUUCUAG